UACAAUUUCUCAUUGAAAAUUGCCUCAGGAUAUUUGGAGAAGACAUCACUUCCCUCUUGGGCGAGAACUCAAUGAGUCGUGGUAACAGCGAGAAGGCUGCAGGUACCGGGAGUAAUUUAAUUGGCUUUAGUGAGAAGCAGACAGCAAUGUUGCCAGGGGUCAUGGGAGAUGUUCUGGAGCCCAGAGCAUCGCCAGGGCAAGGAUUUCCAUGUGCUCCUUCUUCCGAAGGCUGGCUCACUGGUCAGGGGACGUUCCACACUGUUGUGAGACCAAAGAAAGGACAAGAUGAGAUGUCUGACUUAAAGAAGUUUCUAGUGUAGAUCAUAAGGGCAUUAGGACACUUCAUGGUAUGCUACAGUGUUUGGGAAUUUUUUCUAACAAAAUUCUAAAUGGGUUCUAUAUAUAUAUAUAUACACACACAUAUAUAUAUAACAUCAUACAUAUAUAUGUAGUUAUAUAUACAUAAUAUAUAAUUAGAUACUUAUUCUAUAUAAAUAUAUAAUCAUAAUAUAUAUAUUUAUGUAUAUAAGAUGUGCUCUGGUUGAAGCCAGAGCAAGGGGCCUUUCUUCCCCUCCCUCCUCUUUCGGCUCAGGGGCUCUUGAGGCACCACAGGAAUCCAGUGCCCUUUGAAACGGGUUGAAAAGAACUGGCAUCAUUGAGAAAAAAGGACUUGACUUGAUGUCAAACAACCUCUCCAGAGUGUAAAUUCCUAUGCCCCCAUUUACCAGGUAUAUUAUAUUUGGCCAGUUAUUCCAGCUCAGCAUCAGUUUAUUCAUCUCUAAAAUGUAGAUAAAAAUAAUGUCUAAAUCUUAGAAUUGUGGUAAACACUCUAUAAGAUGAUGGAUGUAAUCCAAGAAAAACCCAUUAAUAGGAGUAGCAGAACUGCUCCUGACACCAGAGGUAGUAUGAUUUGAGCCUAGCUAAUCACAGCUACCUGGCAGCAGUCCACCUUAGAAGGUAGACUUUCGAUUCAGAACCUGGAGACACGUAUCAUCAAUCCCUCCAUAUUUCUGACAUUUCUUGGUUUUAUGAUGCUUACCACAUUGCUUUGAGGAAAUCUAUAGGAAAAUACAAGUCAUUAGGAAUUAAGAUGAGCCUGGAGCACAUGGGUGGCUCAGUUGUUAAGCGUCUGCCUUCAGCUCAGGUCAUGAUCCGGGGGUCCUGGAAUCGACCCCCGCGUUGGGCUCCCUGCUCUGAGGGAAGCCUGCUUCUCCCUCUCCCCCUCCCCCUGCUUGUGUUCCCUCUCUCGUUGUCUCUCUCCCUCUGUCAAAAUAUGAAUAAAAUCUAUAAAAAAAAAAAAAAAAAAAGGAAAAAGAAGGUUCAGCGUAUUACACAACAACUACUACUACUAGUACUCUCUCUUCUUCUUAGACUCCGGCCGGAAGACUGUGAAAAGCCAUUUUUUCAGAGACAGGGCCUUUUGGUGGGGCUCCCGCACUUGCCAGCUCACCCAGUGCACAGCCCCACCUUCCGCAAAGCCAGGACAGCUCUUUGGAGUUUCCCUCAUGGAUAUCUGUGAUAAAGACAACCUGCCCUUUCCAAUUCUGGAUAUGCUUUCCUUUAUUAAUCAAAAAGGGCCACUCACAGAAGGCGUCUUCCGCAAAUCAGCCAAUAUAAAAUCCUGCAGAGUCCUAAAGAAAAAACUAAAUUCUGGGGUCAAAGUGAACCCGUACAGCGAAUCUGUUCAUGUGGUCGCAUCCGUCUUCAAGGACUUUCUUAGAAAUAUCCAAGGAAGUAUAUUUUUAUCCGAUCUCUAUGACAAAUGGCUCAGUGUUAUUGAUCAAGGCAACAAAGAGGAGAAGAUAACUGCAGCCCAGAGGCUUUUAGGCCAGCUGCCAAGAGCAAAUGUUGUUCUCUUGCGAUACCUUUUUGGAGUGCUAUACAACAUUGAGCUACAUUCCUCAUCCAAUCAGAUGACAGCUUAUAAUUUAUCCGUUUGUAUAGCCCCAAGUGUUCUUUACCCACCUGAUUCCGGCAGCUUGGAAUUGGAAGACAACUUGAUAAGAAAGAUUUCUCUUGUACAAUUUCUCAUUGAAAAUUGCCUCAGGAUAUUUGGAGAAGACAUCACUUCCCUCUUUGGCGAGAACUCAAUGAGUCGUGGUAACAGCGAGAAGGCUGCAGUAGUGUCAGGAAAUCCACCUCUUGAAUCCAAGCCAGUGAGAGUGAGAGUGAUUUACAAAAAGGCACAACGGCAGAAUGAUACGAAGACCCCAUCUGGCAUGGUUCCACCCAGCUACUUGUCUACAGUUUUCUAAGUCACUGAAGAGUACCAUCUACAUAAUGACACUUGACUCUUCCGUUUUCUUUAGUUCCUAUAAAAUAGAAAAUAAAAUGAACUGUUUUUCCAAUGAAUGAAAAAUGAGCCCCUUCCAAGGAACUUGCUCAUCCCAUUAGAAUUUUUCUUUUGCCUCAUCUCAUAUUAUCCAUAUUGAGGAAAUCUUCCCACAAAGUAUCUCCUCUGUCUUCAAUACCUACCAUCUCAUAUUAUGUACUUUGUUGCAUUGUAGUGUAUUGCAUAUUUUUAUACUGAUGCAAUAAAAGUAAUUCCAUCACUCAGUGGGUUAGACAACCAUUUUACUUGUUUAUGAUUCAUAUCAACACUUCAGUGGAGGCUCAUCUGAGCAGUUCUGGUCUCAGCUGAGGUCACUUGAGCACCUGCAGUCAGCUGGCAGCUCAUCUGGAGCUAACCUAGGAGUCUGUUUAUUGGUGUUGGCUCUCAGCUGGUCCCCAUGUCUUCAACGAGCUAGCCUGUCCUGCAUAUGGUGGAGGAAGAGUUGCCAGAAGCAAGAAAGGCUUUUCAAGAGUUAAUGUGGGAGAGGACUGUGCAAAGCACCAUGCCAAAGACAGUGAUUUACAAGACAAGGAGGCAUUCAUUAUUUAUUAAGACCACACAUGAUAAUCAAAGCUCAAGGCAGCACCACUACUACACACAUCCUUUUAUUCAUCGGCUUUUAAUCCUCAGUGGAUUAUAAUCAGCAUUUCCUAAAAGGCAUUCAAAGUGUGGUAGGAAGUAUCUUUGAAAUAGUAACUGAUUUUUUACCUCAGGUAUUCUUUGCCUCUAUCCUUGUCCCGGUCUUAAGCUGUCUUACGGACAACUAAAUCACUUCCUCAGGGAAUAGAAGCUAUAGGAGAAUAUGAGGAAAAGGGAGCCCUUUGUUGCUUAUGAGUUUUAAAAAUUUAGCUUUCUAGGAAACAAAACUUACUCAUGGCAUAGAGUAGAAGAUUUAGGUGGAAAUCUCAUGGGAAAAGCCCAAAAUCAUUAGGUACAUGGGACAUCUGCCCCUUUUCCUGGAUAGAAGCCAAAAGAAAGCAGGAAGGCCUCACAGAAUAGCUAAUUGACUUGUCUAAGAAAGACGGGGCCCCUGUGGGUCCACAUAGAGUUUCUUAUACCUCAGCAUGGAACAGAUCAGUAAGAAAAGUAUUCCCAUCAAUUCCAGAAUAGUAUGGAAGAACUACAGAGAGCCACCAGGUUUGAAAGACAUGUCUCAACAACAGUAGUACUGACCAAUUCCCCAGGACCAGAGAACAGUGAGGACAUCUCAGCAGAUGCUAGUAUACAUCAAUGACCCAAAGCAGCAGAUAAGUGCCACCUCGCCAUUUCAUAGCCUUCUAACUCCCUGGCACUAGAAGACUCCAGAACAUAGACACACUCCUGGGGGAAAUUAAGAGAUCCUGAAUUUCUACCAAUCUGGGAACAGAGAAUCAAACUAGACACCAAGCGAGCUAUUUAAAAACACAGAAUUGGACAUUUAUUACAUAUGUCAAUGUAUACAUUGAGGUUGGUAUCAAUAUAUAUAGAAUAUAUGAUCCAAGCACAGUUUUCCUAGAAAGGGUUCCCUGGUCAAAUAGGUUAGGGAAAUUCUGUAUUUUCCUUUUGAAGUCAAAUGCUCCAGUUUUUUCCACACUUAUUUGACAUUGCUUGGCCCUUUUGGAGUAACCCCAUUAAUUAAUGAUCCUGGGAACAUACAUUAAUAAACAUCGCUCUGAAUUUAUUUCUUCUUAACUCACAGAUUUUACCAUUUCACUCACCUGCUAAGAAGCCAUCAAUAGAUCUUUGAAUUUUUUUUUUUUUCAGAAAAAAAUGUCCUUUUUUAGAUCCUCCACAAUGCAACCUGCUCUAGUAAUCAAUUUUGUCUUCACUCUUUCCCAUUGUAGAUCCUUUGCUUUAGCUAGGUCAGAAACGUUACUGGCCCCUGAAUAAGUCACACUCACUUUUCUAACUAUAAUCCUCACCUCUCCUUGGUCUCUACGUUUCCACCCACUAACUAGGUAGCCAUCUGGGUUCUCCACUCCCAGAAUUUCACAAAGCCUUCCUGAUCUCAAAUUAAUUGUUCUUUACAUGAGCGCUUGCCCCUACUAGACAUUGGCUCGUAUGCUGCUUUGCACCGUCGGGAAUUAUGCCAGUGUGUUCAUACAUUAUUCAGCAAAUCCAAAUUCCUGUGGUAAACAACUGUAUCUUGUGUUAGUUUUAUAUUACUUUUAAUGCCUGGCUAAAUUUCUACUCAAAAAAAUAUGAAUGAAUAUGUUCAAUUUUCGAAGGGUGUAGAGAUUUUAUACACAUUGGUAGCAACUGCAAGUUUUAAAACUGAAGAGGUAGAAUACAGCACAUAUGGAAUUUCAAUGGGUGGCAAUAAGACAUCAUCAGUUUGACCAAUUUUUUUAGAUAUGACUUCACAGCCUUAUUCACAAGUUCUGGGAUAUAUUAUUUUUAUUCAUUAUGUAAAAAAUCUGAUAUCGGUGUGAUGCAUUUGGGAAUAAUUGCAUUUUUGUAUUAAAUUUCUUCUAAAUAUCAACAAUCCAGAAUAAAAGGGGCAAAAAAACAUGGCUGGGCAAUGCAUCUGUGAGUUUUUAAGCCAAGGAAGAUAUUAAAAAAAAAAAAAAUUGAAAAGAAGAGGAGCUAGAAAUACCAGAAGGUAAAGAAAAGCUGAAAUUGAACUUAUUUGUCAAUGGCAACUCAAGAGAUUCCUGACCUAGGAAAAUGGUUAAUAAAUGUUAGUAUUUCCUUCAGGAGACUCAAGCAUAAUGUCUCCUUGAGAAUAACAAUUUAUUUCUUAAAUUUGAGGAAAAGAUCCUAGGAACUCUGAUAAACUGUAAAAGAACUUAAUUGCCUAAUCUAGAAUGAAUAAAAGGCAAUUAGACAUUCUGAUAUUGGCCUUUACCGUACCUGGGAGUAAGAUGUGUGUAGUCAUCAGUCAAUCUGCACUUAGUGAUGUAGUUAAGGUUAAACAUCUCCAGAAGUAAAAUAAAGGUACUUAGAAUGACUCUCCUAUUUUAUUCCAGAAAGAAAGCGACUCACAGGCUACCAAUAUCAGCAAAUUAAUAUCAUGGAUGGUUGGGAUUAAUUACCAUGAUAAAUUAAGUGGGAUAUAUAUAUAAUCACUCAAUGUUUAUUCCACAAAAGCAACAUGUAAGAAUUUGGUGAAUGGAAUAUAUAUUAGUACAAGAAGCCACUUCUUUUCAGAGAGCACUGAACGAUGCCUUUUAUAUUUUUCUGUAAUUCUUUCUAUGCUUAAGCCGAAUGGGCCAGUAAUACUCUGAAGAUUUAUAGUGGAUGGUGACUCUAUUUUCCAGUUUUGUUUUGUUUUACUUACCCACAACAUAAUUGGUGCUAAGAAAAAAUUGGCUUCCUUAUGGUCCUUGGCCUAAAUGUCAGUAUUAAUUUAGUUGGCUUAAUCUUUAAAAAAUGGUAUCAUUCCUUUGUCAAAUAAAAGAAACAACUAGAAAACCAAACUGUCAAAGGAAAGUUGUAAUUUCCUAAAAUGGAAAAAGCGAAACUGCUUUGUAAGAAUGGGAGUUUUUCCAAAAUGUAAAAAUAUAAAACUAGUUGGGAAAGAAAAAACAAAACAACACCGUCUUCAGGAUAGUGAUUACCUCUGUGGAAGGAAAGAAUGGGAUUGAGUAAAGGGGGUAAAAAGAAACUCCAAGCACACAUAUAUUAAUUUAAUUUCUUGAAAGAUUUAAAAAUGCUAACAUUUCACCACGUGCUUUACACUUCUUAAGAAAAUGUUAGAGGUGACUUUAUUACAUAAAUAUCCACAACAUACCCAUGCAUACACACACACACACACAAUUUGUAUAUAUAAACAUACAAAACAUUGUUAAAUGAAUAAGUAAACUACAGAAAUUCUUAUCAUUCAGCAAUUUUAUCUUUUUACCAUAGGUUUUGUGAUUCCUCUGUAUGGAUGACCUGGUUCACUCCGUCUAGUAUUCCAUUAUAUGAUAAUGCAUUUAUGUGUGUACACAUCUACCUUGAUCAAACUUUCUAGAGGCUUGCCUAGUUUAUUAGCUUUCAAAGAAAUAGAUUUUAAAAAUCAUCUCCAUUAAUGUUUUUUCCUAGGUUAUUAAUUUGUGUUUUGCUUUUACCAUUCUAUUGCUUCAACUUUCUUACUGUUUUCACUUCUUCAUCUAGCUUCUUGGAUUAAAUG
Mirounga angustirostris (Northern elephant seal) is the source of this 6425-nucleotide messenger RNA. RefSeq names its product rho GTPase-activating protein 20-like. Gene Ontology annotation, biological process: signal transduction; regulation of Rho protein signal transduction. The transcript has 6 exons. The coding region runs from base 1506 to 2255 and encodes 249 amino acids. The record is from RefSeq and is a predicted model, not a curated record. NCBI's taxonomy places the organism in Eukaryota, Metazoa, Chordata, Mammalia, Carnivora, Phocidae. Gene Ontology annotation, molecular function: GTPase activator activity.